AUGGCGGGGGUCCUGGUCGAAGAGUUCCUCCCCUACCUCAGCGAAGCCGUCAAGCCACUCCUGGUGGCCCUGUCCAUCAACGCGGAGAUCAAGCACUCCAACGCCCCCGACGCCACCCUCGCGAAGGACGAGCUAGAGGCGGAGGGGCUUACAGCGAUGGCGGUGGACCUGAGGGGCGUCGGCCGCCAGGUCUUCGGCGUGAACACGAGCCUCAUGCAGGCCAAGGAGUCGGCCUGCAAGACUCUCUACCAGUACACGGAGGACCUUGGGGAAGGGUUCGCCCCCCACGCCGCGGAGACGCUAGCGGUCGUGAUCCCGAACCUGGGGCCCCGUAAUGCGAUAGGGGUGCAGGUCAUCAGCUCCGCGAUUGUGCCGAAGCUGGUCGCCCUGGCAGAACGCCGUGCCGCCGAAGCUGUGGCCGCGGGGGCGGGAGCGAAGGAAGUGCAGGAGGCGCAGGCCAUGCUGGACGCUGCUGUAGACGCGCUUACGGAGAGGUUAAGCGGCGGCAGUGGGAAUGACUGUGCCCAGCAGCAGCAGCAGCAACAGCAGCAGCAGCGAGAAGAGCCAUUGGAGCGGAGGGACCAGGAGCGACAGUGCGUCGCCGCGGAUGCCCUCUCCGACCUCCUGGAGGGGCGCUGCGGGGGUGGCACACAGGGGCAGAAACCGAGCGUGAUUCGUCUCUCGGACGAGAGGCUCCUGAAGACGGUGACGGGGUUGCGAAACGUCGCCGCCGCGUCGAUCGGGAGAACGAGGGCGGCAUUGGCGGCGGCGGCGGCGGGGGCGGGAGGAGGGCUUGGCGGACAGGGAGGGAUGACGGGGGCCGUUGACGCGGCGGAACUCCGGGAGCUCGAAGACGGAGAGGAGGAGCUCCUCGUCUCGGUGGUCGACGCCACGGGGUGGAUGAUCAAGGGCCGAAAGGAAACCUUCCUGCCGGCCUUUGAGGCGGUCAUGAGGCCGCUCGUCGUGCAGCUCCUGGACCCCGCCGCCGUCGCUGCCGUCCCUCCGUCGCACCGCUCCUUCGGGCUCUGCAUGGCGAUCGACGUCCUUGAGCACUGCGGGGAGGGGGGCCGAAACUCGGUAUUCCAGGCGCCCCUCCUGCCGGCCCUCCUGCAGGGGGCCCGCGGGGACGAUCCGGCGGCGGCGUCCACCAGGCAGGCCUGCGCGUACGGCCUGGGCGUGGCCGCGGAGCUCGGAGGGCAGGACUUCGACGCCCACAGCGCAGAGGCUCUGGGGCUUCUGCUCGCGCUCGCCCGGAAGGACCCCGGCGACGACAACGACGACGAUGACGGUUGGGGAGAGGGUGCGGUAAGGGACAACGCGGUGUCUGCCGCGUUCCGAGUGUUGAUCCACCGCCCCGGCCCGGUCUUCGCGGCGUUCCCCCCUGCCGUGGUGGGGUCCCUCCUGGACUCGCUGCCGAUAACGGUGGACGUGGCUGAGGGACAGGUGUGCCACCGGAGAGUCGUCGACCUCGCCUUCGCCCGCCACGAGCUGUUCUUCGGCGGUGGCGGGGACGGGGCCUUGCAUGCCGCGGCCGUUGUCCCCAAGCUCGUUACGGCCAUGGCGGGGAUGAUGGAGUACCAGUCCCGGGGGAACGGCGGGGACGGCUACGGCAGCCAGGAAGAGCUGUGGGAGCGGCAGCUCGUUGACCGGGAGACGAGGGAGAAGGCGGAGGAGGUCGUGGCGUUGGUGAAGGCGGUGUUUCCAGGGGAGUUCCAGAGGGCGUGGGAGGGGCUCGGGGAAGCGGGGCAACGGGCGUUGCAGAUGCCCACCAGCAGCGUUUGUUCACGGGCGGACGAGUCGUAGCGGUGCUCGGCUGAGAACAAGUCGGUGCGUCGCUAGGUGGACUCGCUCCUUGGUUUGUGGUUUGAAGGCUGGUGGUAUGUUUUGUGAAGCCCGGCAGUUGUGUGUACUGACCCGUUUUGAUGAAAGAGCCACAGCAGUUUGUAGUUUUUUUUUUCACGUUUUUUUUUUUGUCCCUUUUGCUUUGCUCUCUGCUGACGCGUGUACGACUGGUUUUGUUCGGUGGGUAUGUUGGAUUUUCAUCUCAGAGUUCCUUCCUUUGCCUUCUCGCGCCUACCGCAGAGCAGCGUGGUCCUUCUCUUGGGGUGUGAUAGACAUGCAUGCGCCUGUACUUGUAGUUCAGAAAGUACCGUGAGUGACACAAGAAAGCACACCCUGGUGAUAGGAUUGUUCAAAUUAUGAAGCUUAUCACCUAGUGUGCUUUCCUGGAAUGGGUGUGUUAUCUUGUGUCACCGGUGUGAUAAUGUACACGUUGACGGAGCCCGCAAUCAGGGGAUGAUAAGCCAAGGGGAUGUGAUACGCCAAAGCGGGUGUGAUAAAAUUUUUGCCUGCUCCACCAUUCCUUGAAGAGGUGUGAUAAAUGAAGGGGUGUGUAAUAACACUCAGCAAACUCUGUUGCGGGGUCACCAACCGACAAUGUUGUGCUGGCCUCGGCGGACGCUGUUGAGCGGGCUUUGGCAGCACUUGCGGUGGCUGGUGCAUUUGGCGUCUCAUCAUUUGACUUGGUCGCGGGUUGCUUCGAGAAAAAUGAUGUGAUCGCUCAUGGAGGCGCCGGCGUAGACAUUGACACCACCGUCUGAGCGACGUCACUUCCAGCGGGGUUGUUUCAGGAGGGUUGUCUACCUCCUUCACCUCCGUAUUGUCCUCGUUUGUGUGCAUACCAGCUGUGUGCUUCUGUUCGUGUGUGCAUGUCGGGCUGUGCACAUCCGUGCCACCAGCCACUAGCCACGAGGUGUGAAAAUGGAGGCUCCGUGAUUGGAAAUGCGGCGAGACUGUAGGGGGUGUGCUAUCUUUGAUGUCACCGGUGUAAGAAAUUGGCGUUUUUUUCAGAGUAAAAUUAUAUAUAUCACCGGGUGUGCUUUCCUGGAGAGGUGUGUUGGGGGUGUGCUUUCUUGUGUCACUUACGGUAAGGUUCGAUGUUAGUCCCGUGUGGAUGGUGCUUCCAUAGAAUAGCAAACGACGAAAUUCUUACCAUCGUUCCGCGUUACGGUGCUCAUGCGCCAGUUGGGGACGAAGAUCACGCACGGAAUCCCUCGCUUCUUGAAGAACUGUCGGGACAAAAGCACGGGAGGGCCGAAAGGCGGGCAGAGGUUCAAAUCGACCGAAGAGUUUUUUUGUAAUUAUU
Messenger RNA from Ectocarpus sp. CCAP 1310/34, 3145 nucleotides. The record is from the annotation of a GenBank genome assembly. Lineage: Eukaryota; Phaeophyceae; Ectocarpales; Ectocarpaceae.